CUGUGGCGUUGGACGAAGCGCCGGCCGGACGGCGCGGAGUGGUCUCGCACCUGAAACAUGGCUACAGAUUGGCUGGGCAGUAUUGUGUCCAUCAACUGUGGAGAGAGCUUGGGUGUGUAUCAGGGCAGAGUGUCGGCAGUGGAUCAGGUCAGCCAGACCAUUUCUCUGACCCGGCCGUUCCACAAUGGAGUGAAGUGCCUUGUGCCAGAAGUCACCUUCAGGGCAGGUGACAUUACGGAAUUAAAAAUUCUGGAGAUACCUGGGGACAACCAGCAUCUUGGGGAUCUUCAUCAGGUGGAAUUAGGCCCCUCUGGCGUGGGCUACCAAGUAGGGAUCAAUCAGAAUGGCAUGGGCAAAUUGAUCAAGAAGCCGUCCUCCUCCAGCAGUGCCCCGCAGAACAUCCCUAAGAGGACAGACGUGAGGAGCCAAGAGGCUGCCAUUUCCCCUCAGCAGCAGCCGUGCUCAAAAAGCUAUGUGGACAGGCACGUGGAGUCCUUGAGUCAGUCCAAAAGUUUCCGCCGACGGCACAACUCUUCCGACACUGACUUUGACUUUGAAGGGAACCUGGCCCUGUUUGACAAAGCAGCUGUGUUUGAGGAGAUUGACACCUAUGAGAGGAGGGGGGGGGCCCGUUCCCGGGGCACCCCGAACGAAAGGCCUGCUCGGUACCGCCACGAUGAGAAUGUCCUGGAGUCGGAGCCCAUCGUCUAUCGAAGGAUCAUGGUGCCCCACAGCGGGAGCAAGGAGUUCUGCACUGACUCCGGCUUGGUGGUCCCCAGUGUCUCCUACGAGCUGCAUAAGAAGCUGCUGGCUGUGGCUGAGAAGCAUGGGCUGACCCUGGAGCGGAGACUGGAGAUGACGGGCGUCUGUGCCAGUCAGAUGGCGCUGACCCUGCUCGGAGGACCCAACAGGCUGAAUCCCAAAAAUGUUCACCAGAGACCAACAGUGGCCCUGCUGUGUGGGCCCCACGUGAAGGGGGCUCAGGGCAUCAGCUGUGGACGACACCUAGCCAACCACGACGUCCAGGUCAUCCUCUUCCUGCCCAACUUUGUGAAGAUGCUGGAGUCCAUCACCAACGAGCUCUCGCUCUUCAGCAAGACCCAAGGCCAGCAAGUCUCUAGCCUCAAAGAUCUGCCCACCAGCCCUGUGGACCUGGUGAUCAAUUGCCUGGAUUGCCCCGAAAACGCCUUCCUGCGAGACCAGCCCUGGUACAAGGCCGCCGUGGCCUGGGCCAACCAGAACAGGGCGCCGGUACUCAGCAUAGACCCUUCUGUGCAUGAAGUUGAGCAGGGUAUCGAUGCCAAAUGGUCGCUAGCGCUAGGCCUGCCCCUGCCGCUGGGGGACCAGGCCGGCAGAGUCUACCUGUGUGACAUCGGCAUCCCCCAGCAGGUGUUCCAGGAAGUGGGCAUCAACUACCACUCGCCCUUUGGCUGCAAGUUCGUCGUCCCCCUGCACUCAGCGUAGAGGCGGGGCAGAGCGCCGGGCCCAGCACUCCCUCCCCUGCCUUGACAGGGGGCUCGACAACAAAGGCCUUAAGGGUGUGAAGCAUCAUGGGCCUUGUCAGUUCCCCUGCCCCCUCGGGUAUGUUUCUUCUGUGAGAACAGGUAUCUUUAAACUGACCUGUCCCCUGCCCGGAGCCUGGGAAGGCGCUCCUCCCUCUGCGUGCACGGGGCCAGGCGGGGCUUUGUUUACAGACAUAGGCAGCUCUCCGACUGUGUUUCAGGUUUACAGCCACCAGCCACGGGGCCUGGGGGAGCGCCUGGCGUAGGGUCGUCCCAGUGGAGGGCCUACACCUGCCUGCCCUUCCUGCUUUGUGGCUCCUCCCCUGCUUCCCCCGCCUGGGCAGCCCUUUCUCAUCUUUGAGCCAGCCAUGCUGCAGCUGUCCACUAGAGGGCAAGCUCCCCAUCUUUCCUUGCCAGGGUGACUAGGCUUUCUCCAGGCACCCAGCCUCCUGCGUUUUUUAGGGAUCUUUUGUGACCCUGUCUCUAGUUUAUGCUAGAUUUUCCCCAUUGCAUCCCUCUGAAAGGUAGGGGUGGCACCUGUCUGUUGUGGGGAGCACCAGGCUGUGCUGUCGACCCACCAUGCCAUCUUGUCACCAGGGCCCCCACCCACCCUCCCACUUUUGCUGUUGGCCGAACCUUUGCCUUUGCCUUGUCUGGGGCCAGGCCCCUCGGGUGCAGCUUUCAUGUUCAGUAUUGGAGGCUCUGGGGAAGCCUGGUGCUGAGCCACUGAGAGGCUCCCUGGUGGUUCUGCCCUGCCCACCCUUUCCCCAAACUGGGGCCUUGCCCGCUCACUCGCCUGCCUCCCUCCACUACCCUUCCCGGAUGUGGUCCUCAGCAGCCAUCAUCCCAGAGUGGGGCUUGCCCGCCUCCCCCACCAGCAUGGGCCCCCCAUCACUGAGCUUCACACCCUGGAAGCCAGUGCCCUCUCUCAGAUGCCAAAACGAGGCUACGUCUGGAUGAGCUGUCUGACCGCCCGGUCCCAGGCGCACACAUCGCUGCUCGCCUCUGGUUGAGCAGGGCGGACUAACCACGGGCUGUGGGCACAGACAGGCAGGCACUUUUCUCCCUCACCUCAUAGGAGCAGAGGACUGGGAGAGGGAGCCUGGUGCUGGGUGCCCUCCCUCCCUAAGCCUCCACUCCCCAAAUAGGGCUCUCUGUAUCAGGGGGCAGCCCAAGCAAGUGUGAGGUGGGGGCUCGACAGUCAGGCCCCUGCAGGGUGGGGCCAGAGCUCACUCAGCUCAGAAGACCCUGCUUGCUCCAGGCAGCCUGACCCUGAGGUGACAACCAUGUUGAGGGCCCCUGGGAGCUUGUGCGGAGCCUCCACUUCAUCUCUUCCCCGGUGGCCCUGGGCCUGCCUUCUCCAGUGGCAUUCGAGCUAGCAUGCUCCUGGACCCUCCACUCUUCUCCAAGGCCUCCUGCCUGCAGUGCCCAGUCUGCCAGGUGGCCAAGACACUCAGUGACUCGAGGAACCCAAACCAGCACUGAAAUAAAGCUGAAUGCCCGAG
Molecule: messenger RNA, 3007 nt
Organism: Echinops telfairi (small Madagascar hedgehog)
Lineage: Eukaryota; Metazoa; Chordata; Mammalia; Afrosoricida; Tenrecidae
Gene: EDC3
Product: enhancer of mRNA decapping 3
Exons: 7
Coding region: 58-1464 (468 amino acids)
Biological process (GO): deadenylation-independent decapping of nuclear-transcribed mRNA; P-body assembly
Cellular component (GO): P-body
Molecular function (GO): mRNA binding
Source: RefSeq, a predicted model, not a curated record